Messenger RNA from Athene cunicularia (burrowing owl), 761 nucleotides. It is a transcript of the gene IGFBP7, whose product is annotated as insulin like growth factor binding protein 7. Gene Ontology annotation, cellular component: extracellular region. The transcript has 5 exons. NCBI's taxonomy places the organism in Eukaryota, Metazoa, Chordata, Aves, Strigiformes, Strigidae. Gene Ontology annotation, biological process: regulation of signal transduction; regulation of cell growth. The record is from RefSeq and is a predicted model, not a curated record. The coding region runs from base 1 to 465 and encodes 154 amino acids. Gene Ontology annotation, molecular function: insulin-like growth factor binding.
AUGGCUGGUGUCUUCUGGCUGGUGAUGAGAGUGUGGACCUGCCACCAGAUCCAGAAGAGGAAAAAAGGCACCAGCUUUCUGCUGGAAGAUGGACCUUCCAUUGUGACUCCUCCUAAGGACAUCUGGAAUGUGACAGGAGCACAGAUCUACCUGAGCUGUGAAGUCAUGGGCAUCCCAACCCCUGUCCUCAUCUGGAACAAGAUAAUUCGGGGACAGUAUGGUGUCCAGAGGAUGGAGCUUCUGCCUGGGGACCGGGAGAAUUUGGCUAUCCAGACCCGAGGGGGUCCUGAGAAACAUGAAGUGACUGGCUGGGUGCUCAUAUCUCCUCUGAGCAAAGAGGAUGCUGGAGAAUAUGAGUGUCAUGCAUCAAAUGCCAAAGGAGAGGCAACAGCUUCGGCAAAAAUUCAUGUUGUGGAAACUCUGCAUGAAAUAGCCCUGACCAAAGAUGACGGUGCAGAGCUGUGAUGUGAGGACCUUCAAUUCGCAGUUUUAAAGUAUUAUUUUGGAAAGCUGCAACCUCUGGCUUUUUCUAGCUCACUAAUCAUUCCCUCUUAACUCCCGCAUUCUUUGAUUACCAAUUUGCUUGCACACUACUUUCACAGAUGCACAAAUAAAGAGAUUCACAAGUUUGAUUACAAAUUUUAAUUCUAUUUACAGGAAAUAAACAUACUGUUGAAGCGCACAUAGCAGAGGAGUAGAACUAUUUUAAAUGCAACCUACACAAAAUUAAACAAAACCUGAGCACUUCAGUCUCAUCAUUU